AUGGCAGGCGAACCGCCCCAUGGAGGCGAUCACGGUAGCGACAAUCCAGACCUCAUGGCGUCCUCCAGCACGAUACACAGCGAAGCGCCAGCGCCCCUGUACUACCCGGCCUACGUCCCGCCACCUUCGGCUUUGCCGUCUCAGAUGCUCAAUGGCGCUUCCAAUCUGAUUCCCAAGUUUGGCCUGCUUCCACUGUAUUUGAAGGCGGUCAAGCCAUACAGACGCACAGGGCCCGAUGAUGAUCCAAGCAAGUAUCAAAAGCUGCCAUUUACUUAUGAGCAGUACGUCGAGGAUCUGCCAGGUGCGUGACGAUUAGCAACACAGCGUGGGUUGAUGUGCUCAUGUGUUGCCAUUCGAUUUCGUAUCAGGUCGCGUGAGACCAACAAAGUAUCAGGCCAAGCAGCCUCCCGCCCCGCCCACCAUGAGGGACAUUGUUUUCAGGCCGGAAACGACGCUCCAGCGAAUUGUCCCCUUCGACGAAGAAACUCUGAGGACGAGUUUUGCGGUAGAUGCUGGUCCUGCCGAGAAGGUGAGUGCUUCUGGCGAGCCGUUGGCGCUACUUUGGGAGCAUGCCAACCGAGUGCCCGCGCACGUCUGCUGGCCUGGCCUGCAGAUCAAUGUGCGUCUCCUAGAAGCCGACGAGCCGGGCGCAAGAAAGCCAAAGAAGCGAAAGGUGAGGCAAAGUGACCCGGCGCGAUACACGCAUCGUCGAAUCACUGAAUCAGCUCCGUUGCUUCACGCAAUCCGAAAGCACAAGCCAGGAGGCGAUCAAGACAGUCCUCGCAGAGAAGCCAGGCAUUCCAUUCGACAACCGCGUUAA
Ceraceosorus bombacis is the source of this 820-nucleotide messenger RNA. NCBI's taxonomy places the organism in Eukaryota, Fungi, Basidiomycota, Exobasidiomycetes, Ceraceosorales, Ceraceosoraceae. The record is from the annotation of a GenBank genome assembly.